Chlorocebus sabaeus (green monkey) is the source of this 3017-nucleotide messenger RNA. RefSeq names its product cyclin A1 (gene CCNA1). NCBI's taxonomy places the organism in Eukaryota, Metazoa, Chordata, Mammalia, Primates, Cercopithecidae. The record is from RefSeq and is a predicted model, not a curated record.
AAGAUCCGCUUUCUGCGUUCCUCCUCUAUCCAGCCUUGAUUCUCCAGAUGCUUCCCAACUUAUUAAUAUUUGACUCAGCUGCACGGCUUUCAACCCGCGCUUUUGUUAGAAUACUUCUAUUUUCCCCUUAAAGCAAUGCCCACACUCAGUUAGCUUGGUAAAAAUGUUAAUAACGCACACUUUUAAAAAGGCGAUAACCGUUGCUUGCAUAAAGUGGCCAUUUGAAUACACUUUGGGUCUGAUUUAGAGAUUUAGGGGUGGAUGUUUAAACAAAAAAGCAAAAGUAGUAACAGACUACAGCAUUGGUAAUGUGUGUGUGCAUAUAUACAUAUUUAAAAAAAAUAAUAAAGUUCGAUUCUUUCACCUGGCUUGUCAGUCACCUAUGCAGGCGUCUGAGCCCCAGGGUUUCCAGGAGCCCCCCGUAUAAGGACCCCAGGGACUCCUCUCCCCAGGCGGCCAGGCCACCCGCCCAGCCCCCAGCCCGGAGCGCUGCCACCGACGCCCUCAGCGUCCCAAGCCCCAGCUCUGUCGCCCGCGUUCCUUCCUCUUCCUGGGCCACAAUCUUGGCUUUCCCGGGCCGGCUUCACGCAGUUGCGCAGGAGCCCGCGGGGGAAGACUUCUCGUGGGGACCUCGAGCACCACGUGCGACCCUAAAUCCGCACAUCUCCUCUGCCGCCUCGCAGGCCACAUGCACCGGGAGCCAGGCAGGGCAGGUGCCGCCCGCAAGGACCCCCAGCGAUGGAGAUGCCACACCUCCGCGACUGCACGUGGGGCCACCCCGCCGCGACCCGGCCGCCGCCCGGCAGGAAGCGUAGCAGCAGCCCCUGCAGUCUGAGGCAAUGCGCUGCAGCAACCCCAAGAAUGGAGUUGUGCUGGCUACAGUGGCCCGAGGUCCCGAUGCUUGUCAGAUACUCACCAGAGCCCCGCUGGGCCAGGAUCCCCCGCAGAGGACAGUGCUAGGGCUGCUAACUGAAAAUGGACAGUACAGGAGGACCUGUGGCCAGGGGAUCACAAGAAUCAGGUGUUAUUCUGGAUCAGAAAAUGCCUUCCCUCCAGCUGGAAAGAAAGCACUCCCUGACUGUGGGGUCCAAGAGCCCCCCAAGCAAGGGUUCGACAUCUACAUGGAUGAACUAGAGCAGGGGGACGGAGACAGCUGUUCGGGCAGAGAGGGGAUGGCGUUUGAGGAUGUGUAUGAAGUAGACACCAGCACACUCAAGUCAGACCUGCACUUCCUGCUGGAUUUCAACACAGUUUCUCCUAUGCUGGUAGAUUCAUCUCUGCUCUCCCAGUCUGAAGAGAUAUCCAGUCUUGGCACAGAUGUGACAAAUGUGACUGAAUAUGCUAAAGAAAUUUAUCAGUACCUUAGGGAAGCUGAAAUAAGGCACAGACCCAAAGCACACUACAUGAAGAAGCAGCCAGACAUCACAGAAGGCAUGCGUACGAUUCUGGUGGACUGGCUGGUGGAGGUUGGGGAAGAAUAUAAGCUUCGAGCAGAGACCCUGUAUCUGGCUGUCAACUUCCUGGACAGGUUCCUUUCAUGUAUGUCUGUUCUGAGAGGGAAAUUGCAGCUCGUGGGAACAGCAGCUAUUCUUGUGGCUUCGAAAUAUGAAGAGAUAUAUCCUCCUGAAGUAGAUGAGUUUGUCUAUAUCACCGAUGAUACAUACACAAAACGACAACUGUUAAAAAUGGAACACUUGCUUCUGAAAGUUCUAGCUUUUGAUCUGACAGUGCCAACCACCAACCAGUUUCUCCUUCAGUACUUGAGGCGACAAGGAGUGUGCGUCAGGACUGAGAACCUGGCUAAGUAUGUAGCAGAGCUGAGUCUACUUGAAGCAGACCCAUUCUUGAAGUAUCUUCCUUCAUUGAUAGCUGCAGCAGCUUUUUGCCUGGCAAACUAUACUGUGAACAAGCACUUUUGGCCGGAAACCCUUGCUGCAUUUACAGGGUAUUCAUUAAGUGAAAUUGUGCCUUGCCUGAGUGAGCUUCAUAAAGCGUACCUUGAUAUACCCCAUCGACCUCAGCAGGCAAUUAGGGAGAAGUACAAGGCUUCAAAGUACCUGCGUGUGUCCCUCAUGGAGCCACCUUCAGUUCUUCUUCUACAAUAAGGUUCUGAAUGGAAGCACUUCCAGAACUUCACCUCCACAUCAGAAGUGCCAUUAAUUGUCAGAGGCUUCUGCAGUUUGGAUCAACUAAUGUUGUUUACAAUAUAGAUGACAUUUUAAAAAUGUAAAUGAAUUUAGGUUCCCUUAGACUUUAGUAAAUUUUAAUAUAGUCCAACAUUUUUUAAACAAUAAACUGCUUGUCUUAUGACCAUGUGUUAGACUUAUUUACUAAUUGUCAUGGCUGACAUAUUCGUCUGGAAUGUUUGUUGAGAGUAUUAAAAGUGUUAUCUCUAUUUCAAGCAUCUUCAAAACUGGUUUUGUAAACGUGGCAUGCUAUUAGGAUUAAGUGUUCCAAGGCAUCCAGGGAUAUUCGUGCUUGAUAAAUGGCUACUCUGAGGCUUUUUUCCUUCCUGUCUCUUUAUUUCCCAGGUAGCUCUCCAUAGAUUAGUAAAGGAAGGAAGGGACAGCCUAGACAGAUGGGUGAAGGGAUUUGAAUAAGCACUGCCUGCUGUAGCUUCACUCCACCAUCCUAGUCAGUAAGACAGGGGUUGAGGCCCAGAUGUAGUCACAUACUUCUUAGGGGUCACUGACAUUUAAUUCUAAUCCAAAGAUGCCAUGCUUAUUUGUACAGGGCUGCUAUUAUGUCUAUGAUCAGGUUUGAUUUAGGUACCCAUUAAGCAUAUAUUUCUGUCUUAGAAGAUGCUUUGGGAGGUAGAAAAAGCAAAUUUCACCUUCAGAAGGAACAUCAGAAUAAUGAACCCAACCCAUCAGCUGUGUCUCUUGGGAGACCUCUGCCCUAAGCUUUGGUAGGACUUGAAUUAUUCCUGAUCUUUCGUGACCUAUGGUUCACUAGUCUAUGUAUGGUUUCUCUCUCCUUUCCUCUCCUCUCCUCUCCUCUCCUCUCCUCUCCCCCCC